AGGUCGCUGUAAUGGAGGGGAGCGGCGGGCUUUUGCAGCUUCUGCAUCCUGGCACAAGUCUGGCGGCCCCAGAAUCCAGUUUCCAACACUGCGCUCACUCCGGCUCAGUUCUGCUUUCAUCCGUCCAGGUUCAUUCAUGUCUUGCCGGGUGGGAGUCGGAGUGAGGGAGGUCUGUUUUGUAGUUGUGAUUCAGGUUUUAGAGCGUAACUUCCAUGCAUUUGGAAACGAGGGGGCGCAGAAGACCCCCGAAAGUAGAAGGAUUGUCACCUUUAGACCCCUAUGUUCCGAAGAACUCAAGGAAGAGGGAAACCAGAUGGCUCCCUUAAAUCCCAUAUAGUUUUUUCCCCCUCCACCUUAGGUCCACCCUGCUCUCGUCUUGUUCCAUAUAUUGAUCUGUUACUUUACCACCGCAUACAUAAGGUUGGAGAUCGUCCCCAAGUCCGUCUCAUCCUCCCCAAUCCUUAAGCGGCCGCGGGCGGGCAGUUCAGAAGCGGGGACUCGGCUCGCCUGUCCUAUGGCGUAGUGCGGGGGACCUCCGUGGACUCCGAGAGCGAGGUGAGGAUCACCGCUGGAUGGGAAGGGGUGGGCUUAUGAUGCGGGAUUUAGGAACUGUCGUGGGUGUGAAGAGGCGGAGACAAAACCCUAACCGCGCUCCAAACCGGGCUGGGCUUGCUCUACUAGACGGUUGGGUUCUGGGGCUGCGGCCACCUAUCCCGCCAGGCUGCCCGGUGGCUCCGCAGAGCCUGACGCUCAGAGCCGGGAAAGGAUCGCGGAGUGUCCUCAGCCGGGGCUGCUGCCUGCAAGGAGGGGGCGGGGAAGCUGAGAGCCCGGUGCGCCACUUCCCCGUCAGCUUCAGCUUGUGCAGGCCUGUCUUGCUGCUGCCUCGCGGCUUUGCACUGAGGUCCGCCUCUCCCCUCCCUCCCACUUCCCGCGAGCUGCCUCCGCCUUCUUCCUCUGCCUCCACCCUCAACCUCCAACCCCGACUGUCGGGAGCUGGGCUAGGAGCCCUCAGUCGGCCGGAGCUCUGGAUGUGGGCGCCAGCCAAGCCCACGGCGCCUACCUCCAAGAUGGACAGCCGCUACACCAGCACCGCCGGCCUCGGGGAUUUAAACCAGCUGAGCGCGGCCAUCCCGGCCACACGAGUGGAGGUGUCCGUGUCCUGCAGAAAUCUUCUUGACAGAGACACAUUUUCUAAAUCUGAUCCAAUUUGUGUCUUGUAUGUACAAGGAGUUGGAAAUAAAGAAUGGAGAGAGUUUGGAAGGACUGAAGUAAUUGAUAAUACUUUAAAUCCUGAUUUUGUAAGAAAAUUUAUUCUGGACUACUUUUUUGAAGAAAGAGAGAAUCUUCGUUUUGACUUGUAUGAUGUUGAUUCGAAGAGUCCCAACUUGUCAAAACAUGACUUUCUGGGACAAGUGUUUUGUACAUUGGGGGAGAUUGUUGGUUCACAGGGAAGUCGCCUGGAAAAGUCCAUAGUAGGAAUUCCAGGGAAGAAAUGUGGUACAAUCAUCCUCACAGCAGAGGAAUUAAACUGUUGCAGAGAUGCUGUUCUGAUGCAAUUUUGUGCAAACAAAUUGGACAAGAAGGACUUCUUUGGAAAAUCAGAUCCUUUUCUUGUAUUUUAUCGAAGUAAUGAAGAUGGCAGUUUUACAAUUUGUCAUAAAACAGAAGUUGUCAAAAACACUCUGAAUCCUAUUUGGCAAGCAUUCAAGAUCUCAGUCAGAGCUUUAUGUAAUGGCGAUUAUGACAGAACAGUCAAAGUAGAGGUGUAUGACUGGGAUCGAGAUGGAAGUCAUGAUUUCAUUGGAGAAUUUACAACAAGCUAUAGGGAACUUUCUAGAGGGCAAUCACAGUUCAAUAUAUAUGAGGUGAUAAAUCCCAAAAAGAAAGGAAAAAAGAAGAAAUAUACUAAUUCAGGAACAGUCACGUUACUUUCUUUCGUGGUAGAAACAGAAGUUUCAUUCCUUGACUAUAUUAAGGGAGGAACACAAAUCAAUUUCACAGUGGCUAUUGAUUUUACUGCAUCAAAUGGCAACCCUACCCAGCCCACUUCUCUCCACUACAUGAAUCCUUAUCAACUGAAUGCCUAUGGUAUGGCACUGAAAGCAGUGGGAGAAAUCGUUCAAGAUUAUGACAGUGAUAAAAUGUUCCCAGCUUUAGGUUUUGGUGCAAAACUGCCUCCAGAUGGAAGGAUAUCUCAUGAGUUUGCUUUGCUGCCAUGUUGUUGGAACACUAAAGCAGCCCUAUGCAGAGUUCGUGUUGACCUACUGCCAGCAAACCAUAAUGGGAACCCUCAAAACCCCUACUGUGAUGGCAUUGAGGGUGUCAUGGAGGCUUAUUAUAGGAGUCUGAAAUCUGUACAACUGUAUGGGCCAACCAACUUUGCUCCUGUAAUUAAUCAUGUAGCAAGAUAUGCUUCUUCUGUAAAGGAUGGCUCCCAGUAUUUUGUGCUACUGAUUGUGACAGACGGCGUUAUCUCAGAUAUGGCUCAAACUAAGGAGUCCAUAGUUAAUGCUUCAAAACUUCCAAUGUCAAUAAUUAUAGUAGGUGUUGGGCCAGCAGAAUUUGAUGCAAUGGUUGAAUUGGAUGGAGAUGAUGUAAGAGUUUCCUCCAGAGGAAAAUAUGCUGAAAGGGACAUUGUGCAGUUUGUGCCAUUCAGAGAUUAUAUUGACAGAAGCGGAAACCACAUACUCAGCAUGGCUAGAUUAGCUAAAGAUGUCCUAGCGGAGAUCCCAGAGCAGUUUCUCUCCUACAUGAGGACCAGAGGAAUCAAGCCAUCACCUGCACCUCCCCCGUACACCCCACCUACACAUGUGUUACAUACUCAAAUAUGACUGUGCUCCAAAAUGCUAAUGUAACUACACUUCAGUUAGAACUGCUGAGUCCAUGCUUUUCUUCUGGUGCUCUAUAAGGAACCAGGGAAUGAGUACAUUUCUCAGUUUGGUUUCAGCAGUAUUGGUUUGUAUGCUUUCUUGGAUCCAAAAUUUAUUAUCUUCCUAAACCAAAACUGUAAAUACGGUUGUUGCAUGAGCAACAGAAAAAUUGUUUAAAUGCUUGAAGCAAAAUAUGGAUGUAUUCUCUGAAUCUUUAAAUGUUUUCUAGACAGAAACAGCUAAUUUCCAAUGUACUGUUGGGAAAAAGCACAACCUGUGUUUUUAACUCAAAUAUUGUCCUUGACUGCUAUGUAUAUAGGAAAGCAGUCUCUCUAUAUCAAUGUUUACAUGUUACUACUUUUUAGAUUCCAAUACUUUUAUAACUGUUCUUAAGAAUACAAGUUUUGAAUAUUGAAUCCUUUGUCUUCUAAAUUGCAAUAGCUAUAAUCACAAGAGCAAUAUCUCUUUGAAUGACUGUCUGGAGAAAUGCAAUUGCAAGCAAGGGAAGGUAAAGAUACUUUUAUAUUUCUCAGUAAGUGAAUUGUCUUAUGAAGCUGUAUCUGCUUAGUAAUCAGUUCCUCUGUGCCAUUUGCCAAGUAUGGGAGUUUACACUUAGCAGAUGUGUAUUCUGAAAGAACAUGCAUUUUUCAUGAAGUUUGGGUUCUAAAUUUAGACUGCAAUUUGUUUAUGUUUUGUAAUGCUAAGUAGAAAUAAUAAAAAGUCAAACAUCGUGAACUGUAAAUGCACAGAAAAUACUUGGUGUAAAAAGUAGCAUCUUUAUAUUACAAUACUAUGUAGAAAGACUAAAAUCCAGAAUAUUUGACUGUGAACCAUGUAGCAGAUGUUUUAAACUUUCUAUUUCAUUGUACCUUGUCUAGAUAUUUUAAGUCAAAGGGAUACUGGCUCUCUUGAUUUGCAUUCCUUUCCAAGUUGCCACGCAGGGUGCACAGGCUGGAAGUUUUUUGCGAAAUUCCCAGUUAAAUAUACACAACCAUGUGACGUAGUGCACAACACAUUUGUGAAAUAACCCACUCCUAUACACUGACUGAUCUGCCUAUCCACAAUUAAUUGUAAAGAGUUUUUGCAUGUACAGUUUUUAUGAGAAUUGCAGUUUUGUGACAAGAAUGACAGUUGUGUCUAAAUUAAAACAUAUCUUUAGAACAAAUGGCCUUAAAUUCUCACAGAAUUCCUGGAAAUGAUUGUGAAUUACCUUUAAGUAAUAGAAAAGUGAAUUUAUUUUUUUUCUUUUGUGUCAACAAUGUAACUGCUUUAUAAUAUUUUCCUUACUUAUACCCUAUUUACUACUGGUUUAUUUCUACUGUAUGUUGUUCUCUUUGUCCCACGUCGACUAAGGGUGACUUUUAUAAGCAUGAAACUAUUUUACGGAAAACAAAAAUAUAUACAUUCACAUAUCUAACAGAAUCGAUGUUAUAUAAUUAUGUACUCCUAAAUUGUCCAUUUUGGAGUAUACAUUAAAAUCUUUUAAAGAUUAACUAUUUGCUCUGUAAACUUUAUGUAUAAAUGACAUGGAAUCUGAUGAUUUCCUUUACUGGUCUCAAAUAUUUAUGUCAGUAUAGUUUAUUAGCCGACAAUUGUAUUAUUUGCCUUCAUUCAUCAGUUCUAAAGAACAAAAAUAAAUAAGAUCAAUAUUAUUUCCUUUUUGUCAAA
Messenger RNA from Orcinus orca (killer whale), 4538 nucleotides. It is a transcript of the gene CPNE8, whose product is annotated as copine 8. Gene Ontology annotation, biological process: cellular response to calcium ion. The transcript is spliced from 21 exons. The coding region runs from base 573 to 2831 and encodes 752 amino acids. Gene Ontology annotation, molecular function: calcium-dependent phospholipid binding. The record is from RefSeq and is a predicted model, not a curated record. Lineage: Eukaryota; Metazoa; Chordata; Mammalia; Artiodactyla; Delphinidae. Gene Ontology annotation, cellular component: plasma membrane.